AUGGAUUGCCCCACUAGAUGGAAUUCUACUUUUCUGAUGAUUAAAAGUGCUUUGGAGAUGAAAGAUCUAUUUUGGCGUUUAGCACAAACAGAUGAUAAUUAUAAACUCCAUCCAACUAAAGAGGGGUGGGAAGUUGCCCAAGUUAUAAGUGAUUGCUUAGAGCACUUGUAUAAAGCUACAAAUCGGUUUUCUGGUUCUUCUUAUCCUACUUCAAAUAUGUUCUUUUCUGAUGUUUGUAAAAUUAAGUUGCAAAUGAUGAAGUGGGAAACCAAUGAAUAUCAAUUUUUGCGUAAGAUGGCCAACCCAAUGAAGAUUAAGUUUGAAAAAUAUUGGAAUGAAUGUUCCUUGGUUUUAUCAGUUGUUGUAUUUGAUCCCAAGUACAAAAUAAGUUUAGUUGAGUACUACUAUAAUAAGAUCCACGGUUCUCUUGCUAUUUCAUAUGUUGAAAAAGUUCAUAGUGCUUUGUUGGAGCUCUUCAAUGAGUAUGAUGAGUACUUAUCUCACUAUAAAGAAGAAUCAAGCCCAAAAUUUCGUGGUUUUUCAAGUGAGGCACACUUUUCUGAUGAUGAGUUAUGUGGAUUUGAUUCCUGGUAUGAAAAAGAGAAAUCUAAUGUAUUUGCUACAAGCAAAAACUAA
Lactuca virosa is the source of this 636-nucleotide messenger RNA. The record is from the annotation of a GenBank genome assembly. NCBI's taxonomy places the organism in Eukaryota, Viridiplantae, Streptophyta, Magnoliopsida, Asterales, Asteraceae.